Messenger RNA from Lemur catta (Ring-tailed lemur), 1018 nucleotides. RefSeq names its product NADH:ubiquinone oxidoreductase core subunit S8 (gene NDUFS8). Gene Ontology annotation, molecular function: 4 iron, 4 sulfur cluster binding; NADH dehydrogenase activity. The record is from RefSeq and is a predicted model, not a curated record. Gene Ontology annotation, cellular component: membrane. Gene Ontology annotation, biological process: mitochondrial electron transport, NADH to ubiquinone; mitochondrial respiratory chain complex I assembly. Bases 324 to 956 code for a protein of 210 amino acids. Lineage: Eukaryota; Metazoa; Chordata; Mammalia; Primates; Lemuridae. The transcript has 7 exons.
GGCUUGAGCAGCGCGGCGUCGGGGUCGAGUGUAGUGUCCCCGUUGGCGCCGCCGGCUUUGCGUCGGGCUUCAUCUCAGCCUGCUCAGGGCCCGCGGCCACUGUCCUUCAAUCGUGUAGCGGACUGACCGAGGAGCCGGCAGCCUCAGGGCGCAUGCGCCUCCUGGGUGGGCAGGCGGCUCUGAGGUCAAAGGUCAUGGGAAAGGUCGGAGAAGGUGCUGGUUUGGGUGCCUCGGACCCAGUUGGUCUGCCAGAGGUUACAGGUCACUGGAGGGGCAUUUUGAUCUCCGGCUAAGUGCCAAGCUCUGGGCCAAUCCCUUGGCAUAUGCGCUGCCUGACCACACCCACGCUGCUGCGGGCCCUGGCUCAAGCCGCAAAUGCAGGACAUCCCAGUGGCCGGAGCCUCCAUAGCAGUGCAGUGGCAGCCACCUACAAGUAUGUGAACAUGCAGGAGCCUGCGAUGGACAUGAAGUCAGUGACCGACCGGGCAGCCCGGACCCUGCUGUGGACUGAGCUCUUCCGAGGCCUGGGCAUGACCCUGAGCUACCUGUUCCGGGAGCCGGCCACUAUCAACUACCCCUUUGAGAAGGGCCCGCUGAGCCCUCGCUUCCGUGGGGAGCACGCGCUGCGCCGUUACCCGUCUGGAGAGGAGCGCUGCAUCGCCUGCAAGCUUUGUGAGGCCAUCUGCCCCGCCCAGGCCAUCACCAUCGAGGCCGAGCCAAGGGCUGACGGCAGCCGCCGGACCACACGCUACGACAUCGACAUGACCAAGUGCAUCUACUGUGGCUUCUGCCAGGAGGCCUGCCCUGUGGACGCCAUCGUGGAGGGCCCCAACUUUGAGUUCUCCACUGAGACACACGAGGAGCUGCUGUACAACAAGGAGAAGCUGCUCAACAACGGGGACAAGUGGGAGGCUGAGAUCGCCGCCAACAUCCAGGCCGACUACCUGUACCGGUGACGCCCCCGCCUACCUGGCUCUGCCCGCAGCCCCUGCUGCCCAGUAAAACAGCUCCGACCCCA